AUGCGAAGCUGCUCCAGUGCUCAUCCAAUUAAAUGAGGAUUGCACAGCCGACUUUGAGGCGUAAGUAUUCUUUGAUGACAGUGAGCAACAAAAGUAUUCUGAUCAAUUUUUAAAAGUGCAAAACGCAAUGCGGAUGCUAUCGACGAAACUACAGUUCUCUGCACUAAUCUCGAACUGGCAACUGAGAAAUUUGGACAGCUCCAUAAACAGAAAUAUGAGUUAGAUCGGGGCAUGACUGUGACGACCAAUGCAGUUGUCAUAACAAAGGACCAGAGCAACUUGAUAGGCAUUAGCAUUGGUGGAGGAGCACCAAUGUGUCCCUGUCUCUAUAUAGUACAGGUAUUUGAUGGCACACCCGCUGCCCGGGAGGGAUCCUUACAAUCUGGAGACGAGUUGUUGGCCAUCAAUUCGGCCAGUGUAAAGGGCAAGACGAAGGUAGAGGUGGCCAAAAUGAUACAGACAGCCACCGAUGAGGUCACCGUACAUUAUAACAAACUUCAUGCGGAUCCUGAACAGGGCAAAAGCCUCGACAUUAUAUUGAAGAAGCUGAAGCAUCGCAUUGUGGACAAUUUGUCGAGUAAUACGGCGGAUACAUUGGGUCUCUCCCGAGCCAUACUCUGCAAUGAUUCGCUGGUCAAGCGACUGGAGGAGCUGGAAGGCACCGAACUGAUGUAUAAGGGAUUGGUGGAGCAUGCUCGUCGCAUGCUCAAGGCGUACUAUGAUCUCUUGCAAACCUACAAAGCUUUCGGAGAUUGUUUCACACAAAUCUCGGCACAUGAGCCGCAACAACGCGCCUCGGAAGCAUUUCGUACCUUUGGCGAGUUCCAUCGAUCCCUGGAAAAGGACGGCCUGACAAUUAUCAAACAGAUAAAGCCAGUGUUGGCCGAUCUGGGCACGUACCUGAACAAAGCCAUACCAGAUACCAAGUUGACUGUGCGUCGUUAUGCGGAUGCCAAGUUCACAUAUCUCUCCUACUGCCUGAAGGUCAAGGAAAUGGAUGACGAGGAGCACGGAUUUGCGGCGCUGCAGGAGCCGCUUUAUCGCGUAGAGACGGGCAACUAUGAGUACCGAUUGAUCCUGCGCUGUCGCCAGGAUGCCCGCACCAAGUUUGCCAAAUUGAGGACCGAUGUGCUCGAGAAAAUGGAGCUGCUUGAGUGCAAACAUGCCAUGGAUUUAAAUAAGCAACUACGCAGUCUGCUCGAAAGUCUGGCAGAGUUGCACAGAAGUCUGGUGGAACGAUUGGACUCUCUACCUCCCCUCUUUCCCAUCGAGGUGGACUUUAAGGAAACUGAUUUCCAAUACAAAUCAAGUACACUGAAGCCUCAAGAGCUGGACGAUGAUGAAAUUCAGUCUUUAAACAACUCGAAUAAAGUAGUUUAUGGCAUGGAUGCCUUGGAGCAACCUGCUCCCAUUAUAAAUGUGGAGGCCAAAGAAAUUCUAGUUCAAACUGCAACUGAAUCCAUUGUCAAUGAAAAUGAAACGCUGCUCAAGGAACUCGGACUGCACGACGUGGACUUGCUGUCCAAUCCACAAACAAUUAGCAAUCAGAAGGACUCAAUAUCCGCACAAAAUGAUGGCUACGAUUUCGAUCUAUUCCUGAAUCAGGCAAAUGCCAAGACAAGCCUCGAACGGGACUUAAUGUCGGCUAAUGCUUCCGAAACCGAUUUACUUUUGCAAUGAACUUCUUUUAUUGUUGUUGUACAAAUAAAAUGCGUGUAUAAAUGUGUUA
Messenger RNA from Drosophila innubila, 1729 nucleotides. It is a transcript of the gene PICK1, whose product is annotated as PRKCA-binding protein. NCBI's taxonomy places the organism in Eukaryota, Metazoa, Arthropoda, Insecta, Diptera, Drosophilidae. The transcript has 4 exons. Gene Ontology annotation, cellular component: neuron projection; synaptic vesicle; postsynaptic early endosome. Gene Ontology annotation, biological process: positive regulation of receptor internalization; intracellular protein transport; dendritic spine maintenance. The record is from RefSeq and is a predicted model, not a curated record. The coding region runs from base 232 to 1680 and encodes 482 amino acids. Gene Ontology annotation, molecular function: protein kinase C binding; phospholipid binding; protein domain specific binding.